AGACUCACCUAUCAGAGGAGAUCAUUCAACGUGAUCUGUUGGUGAGCAAGGUUUCGUUCGAUUAAGAGACCGGGCCAGAGGUACCGGGAUUUUUACUGGUGCAUUCAAUCUGUCAUCGUGAAAUGAUUCCAACUUGUAGAGAUGCUAAGAAGUAGCGAGUCAUCCGAAACCUUCAGACAGUAAGUUACCGAAGAAGCAUACCGCAUGCUGAGGCUGUAUAAAACAGACAUCCCGGUCAGGCGAUUAGAUAGCAUAAACGACGCGUAAAAAAAGAUUCCAAAUGCUACCAAGAAUCGUCCGACGGUGCCAAUGUCAGGAAAAGCUUGGUUUAGGCUCGAUUCAGGUUCGUGAGAUUCCGGCCCGAGACCGCCGAUGUGAGACGCGAUGUGACACACGUGACAUAUCCAUCUAUGGCUACAACCAGCAAACAAUACAAGGGCAUCGGGGAGGAUUUGUGGAAAGGCCGCUCAGAAAAAGUGAAUGCAGAGCUUUUUGCGCUGACAUACGGUGCACUGGUUGUCCAGCUUAUACAAGACUAUGAAGACUACGGUGAAGUGAACAAGCAGCUAGAGAAGAUGGGGUACAACAUCGGUACACGGUUGAUAGAAGAUUUCCUGGCGAAGAGUAGUUUGGGACGGUGCUCAGACUUUCGGGAAGUUGGAGAGGUCGUUGCAAAGGUCGGCUUCAAAUCGUUCCUCAACAUUUCACCAUCCGUCACACAUGGCACUGCUGCACCUCCAUCGUCGCCGGGGCGUCCGAAUAGCGUGGGCUCUGUACCAGGACCGUCAGCGUAUUUCACCCUAACCCUGGACGAGAACCCUCUGGCGGAGUUCGUUGAGCUCCCAGAAGAAGUCCUCGAAGGUGGUCUUUGGUUCAGUAAUGUACUGUGUGGGGUUAUUCGGGGAGCGCUAGAAAUGGUGAGUAACGGAUUAGCUGCUGUGUGCUGCCUUGGCUGGACAAUACUCUUGCAGGUGCAGAUGCAAGUACAGGCAGAAUUCAUAUCCGAUGUGCUACGGGGCGAUGAGACGACAGAGAUUCGAGUGAAGCUAAUAAAAUACUUGGAAGAAGAGGUUCCCGUUGGCGAUGAUUAGGUACUUACCUUUGCCUGUAUAAUAGCAUUUUACUCUGGGCCAUAAUUUAUAUGUAUAAUGAAUGCAGAGAAUAUUUUAUGAAUAACGGCCAAUGUGGUU
Messenger RNA from Desarmillaria tabescens, 1190 nucleotides. RefSeq names its product transport protein particle complex subunit. The transcript is spliced from 3 exons. The record is from RefSeq and is a predicted model, not a curated record. Gene Ontology annotation, cellular component: TRAPP complex; cis-Golgi network membrane; cytosol. Bases 411 to 1091 code for a protein of 226 amino acids. Gene Ontology annotation, biological process: endoplasmic reticulum to Golgi vesicle-mediated transport; intra-Golgi vesicle-mediated transport. NCBI's taxonomy places the organism in Eukaryota, Fungi, Basidiomycota, Agaricomycetes, Agaricales, Physalacriaceae.